This is a messenger RNA of Artibeus jamaicensis (Jamaican fruit-eating bat), 2745 nucleotides long. It is a transcript of the gene FSCB, whose product is annotated as fibrous sheath CABYR binding protein. The transcript has 3 exons. Gene Ontology annotation, molecular function: calcium ion binding. Gene Ontology annotation, biological process: negative regulation of protein sumoylation. Lineage: Eukaryota; Metazoa; Chordata; Mammalia; Chiroptera; Phyllostomidae. Bases 1 to 2745 code for a protein of 914 amino acids. Gene Ontology annotation, cellular component: sperm principal piece; sperm fibrous sheath. The record is from RefSeq and is a predicted model, not a curated record.
AUGGAAGAGAGUGAUGAACAUGACCAGCAUAUUUCAGCAGGGAGAAAAGAAAUUCGAAAGAGAAGAAUACCCAGCCAACCAAUGGUAGACAAAUCCCAACAGACUGAAGUAUCGGAGAAAAAGAAACCCCUGUCCAUGCCUCAAUCAUGUGACCUUAAAGCUACCCUUAAUAUUAGUAAUAUUUCUGGAGGCACAGACAACUAUGAGUCUCUUAGAUUAUCUGCUCAACUUCAGCAAACUUGGACAAAGAGAAAGCAUGUGCAAGAUAUGACUGAUAAAUCUCUGCAGACAGACAGUAAUGUAGAAGAAAAAAAAGAAAGAAAGUCCAUUGCUACAGCAGGGGUACCUGAAGAAAAGCCAGCUGCUAUUGAAGAAGCAGCUCCUGAAUUUCUAGAGAGUGUUCAUGAAGCUGAAAUUCCGCCAAGCAAACACUCAGCUCAAUUCCAAAUAGACAGAUCUCAGCAGACCAGUUGUACUGGAGACUGGGCAAUGAUGUGCGUUCCUUGUGUGGAAAAAGUGGAUAAAGAACAGCAGACCUACUUUGAUGAUCCAGAAAUAAUGGUUAUUGGCAGACCAAGCAGUUCUUCCUUGAAGUCCAAGGAGGACGGGCAGAAACGUAAAUCCUCAGGGAAGAUUUUCAUUACUGAACAACCUGUAACAAGUAGUAAUGAAGAAAUUAGGCGGAAGAGUAUCAACAGAUCUUCAUUUAGUCAACAAAUGAAAACAGGUACUCCAGUACUUUUAGAUAAGCAUGACUUUCCUGCUGAAGUACAGCCACCCAGUGUAGAAAAGAUCCCUGCUGAAGUGCAGUCUCCACCAGCUGAGAAGACUCCUGCAGAAGAGGCCCCUGUGCCUCCCUCUGAAGUUCAGCCUCCAAUAGCUGAAGGGGCUCCUGUUGAAAUACAGCCUUCCCAAGCUGAAGAAGCUCAUACAGAGAAGGCCCCUGCUGAAGUUCAGACUCUACCAGCUGAGGAGGCCACUAAAGAACGGGCCCCUAAAGAAGAGGCCCCAGCUGAAGUAGCACCUACCCCUGAUGUACAGGCUCUUUCAGAAGAGACUUAUGUUUACACUAAUCCUCCAUUGACUGCAGAUACUCCUGCAUCAGAGGCCACAGAAUUUCAACCUCCGCCACCUAUAGAAGGCCCUGCAGAAUGGAUCCCAGCUGAACUUCAGCUUCCAUUGGCCAAGGAGCUUCCUACUGAGGAGAUCACUGCAGGAGAGGCCCCUCUCCAAGUUCAGACUCUAGUAACUGAGGACUUUCCUGAAGAAGAAGCACCAGCUAAAGUUCAGCCUCCACAUGCUGAGGGGUUUCCUGCAGAAGAGGCCCCAGUUGAAGUUCAAUCUCCACCUCCUGAGGGGUUCCCUGAACAAGAGGUCUCAGUUGAAGUUCAGUCUCCACCUGCUGAGGGGUUCCCUGAAGAAGAGGCCCCAGCUGCAGUUCAGACUACACCUGCUGAGGGGUUCCCUGCAGAAGAGGCCCCAGCUGCAGUUCAGUCUCCACCUGCUGAGGGGUUCCCUGCAGAAGAGGCCCCAGCUGAAGUUCAGUCUCCACCUGUUGAGGGGUUUCAUGCAGAAGAGGCCCCAGCUGCAGUUCAGUCUCCACUAGCUGAGGGGUUCCCUGAAGAAGAAGCACCAGCUGAAGUUCAGUCUCCACCAGCUGAGGGCUUCCCUGAACAAGAGGCCCCAGCUGCAGUUCAGUCUCCACCUGCUGAAGGGUUCCCUGCAGAAGAGGCCCCAGCUGCAGUUCAGUCUCCACCUGCUGAGGGGUUCCCUGCAGAAGAGGCCCCAGCUGCAGUUCAGUCUCCACCUGCUGAGGGGUUCCCUGCAAAAGAGGCCCCAGCUGAAGUUCAGUCUCCACCUGUUGAGGGGUUUCAUGCAGAAGAGGCCCCAGCUGUAGUUCAGUCUCCACCUGCUGAGGGCUUCCCUGCAGAAGAGGCCCCAGCUGCAGUUCAGUCUCCACCUGCUGAGGGGUUCCCUGAAGAAGAGGCCCCAGCUGCAGUUCAGUCUCCACCUGCUGAGGGGUUCCCUGCAGAAGAGGCCCCAGCUGCAGUUCAGUCUCCACCUGCUGAGGGCUUCCCUGCAGAAGAAGCCCCAGCUGAAGUUCAGUCUCCACCUGCUGAGGGGUUCCCUGCAGAAGAGGCCCCAGCUGCAGUUCAGUCUCCACCUGCUGAGGGCUUCCCUGCAGAAGAGGCCCCAGUUAAAGUUCAGUCUCCACCUGCUGAGGGCUUCCCUGCAGAAGAGGCACCAGUUGAAGUUCAGUCUCCACCUGCUGAGGGGUUCCCUGCAGAAGAGGCCCCAGCUGAAGUUCAGUCUCCACCUGCUGAGGGGUUCCCUGCAGAAGAGGCCCCAGUUGAAGUUCAGUCUCCACCUGCUGAGGGGUUUCCUGCAGAAGAGGCCCCAGCCGCAGUUCAGUCUCCACCUGCUGAGAAGGCCUCUGCAGAAGAGACUUAUGCUGAACUGCAGUUUCUACCGACCCAAGAAACUACUUCAGAAAUGGUCCUUGUUGACAAACAACCCCCAUCAUCUGAAGAGGCCUCUGUCACACGCAUCUCUGUAAAAGAUUCCCCAGGUGCUGCUCAGCCUCCACUAUCUGAAGAAGCCCCUGCGGAUGAAGCUCUGGUAGAGAAUGUGUCUAUGGAAUAUCAAUCUUCCAAGACAAUAGAUGUCCCAGUGGUAAAAUCAGAAUCAGCAACUUUAAAAGAUGAACCCAAAUCUGGAGAGCCUUUAACACUGGAAUCUUCCUGA